This is a messenger RNA of Rotaria sp. Silwood1, 1137 nucleotides long. The record is from the annotation of a GenBank genome assembly. NCBI's taxonomy places the organism in Eukaryota, Metazoa, Rotifera, Eurotatoria, Philodinida, Philodinidae.
AUGGCUCAACAUAUGCAAGUCAAUCUAUUUCCUGAUUAUCAUAAUGAAGUUCAAAAUUUGACACCUCGUUCCAUACAUGUUGAUGUUAAGCAUUUGCAUGAUGCUAAAAGUGUUCGAGGAUUUGGCCCAAUCAAAUGUCUUCUUGGUAUACUCAUAACAUGUCUUCUUGUAGGAGUCAUAGGUAUACCUUUUAUCAUCACACAGAAAGUGAUAACAACAACAACAAGCACUACUUCUACCUCAACAACAUCAACUACUACCACAUCAACAACGACAACAACUACUACUACAACUACCACGACAACAACGACAACAACAACAACAUCAACAACAACAACAACUACCACGACAACAACAACAACAUCAACAACAACAACAACAACAACAACCUCAACUACUACUAGCGAAACAACAACAACAACAACAGAACUAUGUGCUUCUGGUUAUUCAAGAUCUCCAUCAGGAACAUGUGUUAAUCUUCAAAUUGAUUUCAACAAUUGUGGUUCAUUUGGUUAUGUAUGUGCUUCAUCUUAUACUAGUUGUUCAGCAGGUGUAUGUAGUAGUGCACCUGCUGUACAACUUGUUGGUGCUAUUGCUAUACCAGGAUGGGGUGGUCAAUAUUCAGUAGAUGAUGCUUAUGUUACACUUACUCUACCAAUGAGUUUAACAAUGUAUGGUUAUUCAACAUCAACUAUAUCUGUUACAACUAAUGGUGUUCUUUGUCUUGGUAGUUGUUCUUCUGAUUAUACAAAUGGAAAUCUUCCAAGUAGUAGUUUCGGAGGACCAACCGCAUUUGGUUAUUGGGAUGAUCUUAUGAUUUAUUCUGGUACAUCUCAAAGUGUAUAUUAUAGUGUUGCUGGAACAGCACCUAAUCGAUUAGCAACAUUUGAAUAUUAUACAAGUCAUUAUGGUCAAUCAACUCAAUAUUAUCAUUUUCAAAUAUUAUUUUAUGAAAAUUUUCCUGGUAUUGUCAAGUAUAUUUAUUUUCAAGCAUCUGAUGGAGGUUCAUCAGCUACAAUUGGUGUACAAAGUUCAUCAAGUGGAUCUACUAUGACUUAUUCAGUGAAUCAAGCAAAUUCAGUGACAAGUAAUAUGGUAUUAACUUUUGAUACAAAUGCGGGUACGUUUUCAGGAUAG